This is a messenger RNA of Dalotia coriaria, 706 nucleotides long. It is a transcript of the gene MED10, whose product is annotated as mediator complex subunit 10. Gene Ontology annotation, cellular component: mediator complex. Lineage: Eukaryota; Metazoa; Arthropoda; Insecta; Coleoptera; Staphylinidae. Bases 216 to 617 code for a protein of 133 amino acids. The transcript is spliced from 4 exons. Gene Ontology annotation, molecular function: transcription coregulator activity. Gene Ontology annotation, biological process: positive regulation of transcription by RNA polymerase II. The record is from RefSeq and is a predicted model, not a curated record.
GUUUAUUUUGCAAAUUAAAUAAUAUGAUCAACAAGAGAUCACGCCGUUUGCAGCAUUUGUUUAUGAUCGUUUUCAAACCGCAUGUCAGAUAUUAAAAACAUCCUUCUAGAUGGCGCCGUAGUCUACAACAAAAUUUUAUGAGUUCCAACUCCAACAGCUGAUGACGCUAGUGUCAAAAACGGCCGCCAUUUAAUAAAUUUCUGGUCACCGAGGAGAUGGCUUCGUCUCUUGAAAAUUUAGAAUCGCAACUAGAGUUGUUCGCCGAAAAUGUGCGCCAAAUACACAUAAUAGUCAGUGACUUUCAACCGCAGAGCCAGAAUGUAUUGAAUCAGAAACUCCAAUCACUUGUUCAUGGACUUCAAGAAGUUGACAAACUGAAAACCCAAGUUCAGGAGGUACAUGUUCCUCUAGAAGUAUUCGAUUAUAUAGACCAAGGGAGAAAUCCACAAUUGUAUACAAAGGACUGCAUUGAAAAGGCACUGGCAAAGAAUGAACAAGUCAAAGGAAAGAUUGAUGCAUACAGAAAGUUCAAAGCCAACAUGCUGCUGGAGUUAAGCAGAACCUUCCCCAAUGAACUGAACAAAUACAGAGCAUUGAGAAGUAAUAUCCCUGAAUAGUAAAGUAGAUUUAAGUUUUUAUUAUAUUGUGAAAUAUAUUAAGCUAGAUGUUAAUGUAAGGACGAUUAAAUACAAUUUGUAUAUAAAAA